Camelina sativa (false flax) is the source of this 2369-nucleotide messenger RNA. The record is from RefSeq and is a predicted model, not a curated record. NCBI's taxonomy places the organism in Eukaryota, Viridiplantae, Streptophyta, Magnoliopsida, Brassicales, Brassicaceae.
AACAUUCCAGAGAAAUAGUAGUAAUUUUAUUUUCAGAAAUUGAUACGCGCAUCCAUUAAGGCGUGUUAAUGUUGGUUCACCGUUCACCUGCUUUCUCUACAUCUACUACUAUUUAUUUAACACGUUGAGAGAUAGAGACAUCUCAGUCUCACAAUCAAAGGAGAGAUUGAUCGGGCGAGGAGACUGAGAAAAAGACCCAAAACGACGGCAUCUUAUUAUUAUUUUCAUCCAAACUUGCACGUUAACUCCGGUGUUAAUACGGUCCGUAUACGUAUGUAUAUACGGUCUGUAACAUAAAACAAAAAGAAGAAGAAGGUUUUGGUGUUCGUUAAUAAUUAAUGGAAGGUGUUUUCUUAAAAAUGUCGGUGCAAGGAGUAUCUCCGAUGAUUCCGGUGGGACCUUCUUUGAUACGCGCCAUCGGAGGCUCUGUGAAGGAGGAGGACAAAUCAACGGCUGGAUCUCUACCGCUCAAGAAAACGGUAUCGCGUCGUCCUCUUGAGUUUCUUCGAAUCAUCGGUAAGAGAGCGGAGGAGAAGAAGGGAACGGUUAGAGACGACGGCGCCGUUUUGUUGGAGAAACAGGAGAAUACAAGCGUAAACGAAAACUGGGUUUUCAAGAUUUUGGAGGUUGGAUCAAUUUGGAAUGGAAAGAGACAACGAUCAGGUGGCGGUGGCUGUAACGGUGAAGAAGAAGACAAGGAGGUAGAGGAAGUUGCUGAAUCGAAGACGAAUAAGGAUGAUUUAUGUGAAGAAUGCGAUUUCUGCAUGAUCGAUGAUGAUGAUGACGAAAAGGAGUUUGAUAGAGAAGAGUUCUCGGAGAUGUUAAGUAAAAUUCCGGUUAAAGAUGCACAGAUGUUUGCCAAAUUGUCCUUUUUGGGUAAUUUGGCUUAUUCAAUCCCUAAAAUCAAGCCUGAGAAUCUGUUGAAGUAUCAGAAACUGAGAUUCGUGACAUCCUCCAUUGAGAAGAGAACGAGUCUUAAUAGAGUUGAGGAGAACAACAUCAACAACAAUAAUGGCGAGGAAGAGGAGGAGGAGGAGGAGAAGAAGCUUAUUAACCCAGCUGUUGCUUACAGAGUUGCUGCUUCUGCUGCAUCUCGUCUCUUUUCCCAUUCUAAGUCUGUGCUUCCUUUUGGAUCCUCUAAACGUCAUGACAAUGAAGCUUCUCUCUUGGCCACUGCUGAUUCCGUUACUGCUGUUGUGGCAGCGAAAGAGGAAGUUAAGCAGGCCGUCGCUGAUGAUCUCAAAUCAAAUCGUUCACCUCCUUGUGAGUGGUUCGUAUGCGAUGAUGAUAAAACUGGCACCAGGUUCUUCUUUAUUCAGGGAUCAGAUUCACUGGCCUCAUGGCAAGCUAAUCUUCUGUUCGAGCCAGUUCCAUUUGAGGAGCUUGAUGUGCUUGUUCACAGAGGCAUAUACGAAGCUGCAAAAGGCAUAUACGAACACAUGUUACCAGAAGUUCACGCCCACCUUAAUUCCCGUGGCAAGAACCGUGCUUUUCUCAGGUUUAGUGGACAUUCUUUAGGAGGAAGCUUGUCACUGCUUGUGAACCUCAUGCUUCUGAUCCGAGGUCAAGUCCCGGCUUCUUCUCUGCUCCCAGUCAUCACUUUUGGUUCACCUUGCAUCAUGUGUGGAGGCGACAGGCUUCUUCAGAAACUUGGUCUCCCUAAGAGUCAUCUUCUCGGAAUCUCUAUGCAUAGAGAUAUUGUUCCCCGAGCAUUCUCCUGCAAUUACCCUAACCGAGCCGCUAAGCUUCUCAAGGCAUUGAAUGGAAACUUUCGAAACCAUCCUUGUCUGAAUAACCAGAAUUUGCUGUAUUCGCCAAUGGGGAAGCUUUUAAUUCUGCAACCAUCCGAGAGAUUCUCUCCACCACACCCCCUGCUUCCUCCAGGAAGUGGUCUCUAUCUCUUAGCAUCUAAGAACACCGACGAAACAGAAAAAAGACUAAGAGCUGCAAAGAUUGUCUUUUUUAACUCGCCACACCCCUUAGAGAUUCUCAGUGAUCGUCGUUCUUACGGGUCAGAAGGAAAAAUCAAAAGAAACCAUGACAUGAGCUCUUACCUGAAGGCCUUGAGACAUGUGAUUCGGAAGGAGCUGAAACAGAUAAAGGCCGAACGGGAUCACUGGCGGCGCAAGUUCUUCAUUAUAAACAUCAUAUAUACUGGGAGAGAUUCUUUGAAACUCAUAACAAGAUUUGUCGCAUCAAGAAGUAGUCAACUAGUGAUCAUCUUCUUUCUCCCUAUUAGAUUGUUAAUUAUGAAUGUCUAUGGUGUUGUCUUUCACCAUUCACAAGCACAUUUUAGUUUCUUCAAGUGAAAAGCUUAGGCCUAUUCUGUAAUUGAAUCUAUCACACAUAUAGCAAAUUCUUUUCUUUCA